Molecule: messenger RNA, 1059 nt
Organism: Glycine soja
Lineage: Eukaryota; Viridiplantae; Streptophyta; Magnoliopsida; Fabales; Fabaceae
Product: signal peptidase complex-like protein DTM1
Exons: 2
Coding region: 386-721 (111 amino acids)
Biological process (GO): anther wall tapetum development
Cellular component (GO): signal peptidase complex; endoplasmic reticulum membrane
Source: RefSeq, a predicted model, not a curated record
UCCUCAGGUAUUAACAGUGUCAGAGAAAGUGCAGACAUGAGCAUUUGGCAAGAAGCAAUAUAAUAAUACUAUUAGCACCCGCCAAAGUCCAAGUGGUGUGACGAAAGGACAUUAAAGAGAACAUUUAGAGUAGAGGGAGCGUUGGGAUGGCAUUUAAAGCUGAUACGCCUAACCAAGUAUUAUUAGCUCACUCACUAGUGUUGCUGUAAAUUGCAUAGUAUGGACCCUCCCUUCAUUUAACCAUUUACCAUCAUCACAUCACCAACUUGAAUGAAAAUCUAAUCCCAACUCUCUCCAAAACCAAGUCUUAGUUAGAGACUUAAGACUCUCUCUCUAUCACUAUAUCUAACUUUGGCGGUGGCAUUCACCACUCACUGACUCGGGCAUGGCAAACGACGCUGCUCUGAGAACCUCUCUGCUCUGGCUUGCAGCAGUUAUAUUGGUGGUUGGAAUAUGCACCCACUCUUUCAAGAAGAUGAUGGCCACCUAUGUCUUGGGUGUUCUUGGGAUUGCUGCUCUGCUUCUUCCUGAUUGGGAUUACUUCAACCGAGAUUUCUCUCGUUGGCCUUACCCUGUCACUGCUGAGGAAAGGGCCAAUUCUUCUAUUCAUGCCCAAGGAUCUGGUUUUUUAAGGUUUGCGAAUUCUCCUCUGAGGGUGAUUGCUUAUAGCGUGGUUUAUGGAUAUGCUAUGUACAAAUGGUGGGAGUAUGUAUCAACCUAAUGAAUGAUUAACGAGUUUUAAUUGUUUAGCAGCAGCAGCAGCAGCAGCAACUGUUGGUUCCUCUGAAUCCCAAUUUUUAGCUGUAAGCUUAAUUUUUUUGUUGAUUUAAUUUGUUUAAGUUUGGAGGAAUCCACAAACCUCAUCAGUGAUUGCUGAAGAGGUGCUUCGUUUUUUCUGCGGAGUAGGAAAUCAAAAGGGAUGACGGAAAUGAGUUCAUCCCCUUUUGCGUCUUAUGAUUGAUUAGUAAUGCUAAGGAUUCCUCCAUAACUAGCUAGCGCUAUAUUUUCAACAUUAAAAAAUAAGGAUCUUGAGAACCCUGAGUUAUUGAGGACAAAAAA